AUGUAACCCUUUAUUCCUUCUUUUUUAGUACUUGGAAACAGGAAAGAAGCCUAGUAGAGGAAUGAUGUACAUUGAAACACAUAAGAGAAAUGAUGGGUCUUUUGUAAAUAACGAGACAUUAACUAUAGUGGAACAGAUUGAGCUGAAUAUGACACAGUCGAAUGCACAAUUUGAGGUGUCCCCUAAUGAUGCUGUUGGUAAAGUUUUGGGGCCUGAACACUCUAGGAGAGUUCAUUGCAUGGGCAUGGGAGCAGCGCUUACAAAUACCUUUAAGAAUGUGAGAAGUCGGCUUAAUGGGAUGACUAUCUCCACUAAUUCAACUGGGUCUUCUUCACCUACUACUGCUGCAAUUUUACAGGAAAAGAUCAGUAAUUUGUAGUUCGACUUACAUAAUUCACAACAAAAGGUCACUAGUCUAGAGUCUAAGUUGCAGCAAUCAUUUGAUAUGAUGAAAGCAUACCUAAUGAUAAAGGAAGGAGAAAUUCCCGAAGCGCUUGUUGACUUCUUUUCUGCCCGAGAGGUAACUUUAUAGUAAAUUCAUUCAUUAGGAAUAUAAGUUUAGAUGGAGUAAUACUCAUUAAUAUUGAAUACAGGUUUAGAUGCUCUUUAAAAUUGAGUUGUUAGGCUUAUAUCGAAUCAUCUUGAUGCUUAACUUUAUUGAAAUUACUAAUAAU
Arachis ipaensis is the source of this 674-nucleotide messenger RNA. NCBI's taxonomy places the organism in Eukaryota, Viridiplantae, Streptophyta, Magnoliopsida, Fabales, Fabaceae. The record is from RefSeq and is a predicted model, not a curated record.